Dufourea novaeangliae is the source of this 2654-nucleotide messenger RNA. RefSeq names its product armadillo repeat-containing protein 5 (gene Rnb). Gene Ontology annotation, biological process: anatomical structure morphogenesis. The record is from RefSeq and is a predicted model, not a curated record. NCBI's taxonomy places the organism in Eukaryota, Metazoa, Arthropoda, Insecta, Hymenoptera, Halictidae. The transcript is spliced from 6 exons. Gene Ontology annotation, molecular function: protein binding. Gene Ontology annotation, cellular component: cytosol. Bases 87 to 2654 code for a protein of 855 amino acids.
CAAUCUUGAUGGCAGUACAAUUUAGAGGUUAUGUUUCUUCUGAAAAACUAACAAAUUUUCGUUCAUUUUCCUAAUUGUCGAAAAAAAUGUCGACUGUGUAUGAGAAACAAGAGUACUCGAUACUUCAGGAAUUAUUGAAACAUCUAAAGACAGAGUCCAAGAGCGGAAUCUCCUCAUGUUUGGCACGGCUCAAAAACGAACCCAAGUCCUACAAGCAAUUCGCAAAAGAUGGAGGGCUGGGCAUUUUAGUAAAUUUACUCCGUUGUCAUAAUUUGAAAAUAUUGAAUAUGACUUUGAGUGUUCUAGCGAACGCAUGCAUGAGUUCUGACGCGAGGGAGAAGGUCAGAGGAUCUAAAAUAGCCAGUAGCGUAGUCUCUAUAAUAAAAUAUAUAAAGUUAGGGAACACUUUACACUGCCGUGCUUGUAGACUGAUUGGAAACUUGUCAGAGUGCGAUUGGCAUGCUAAAUCACUGUGCGAGGCUGGUGCAAUUCAAGCUCUAGUUGAUCUUUUACAGUUAGAUAUAAAUAUGCAAACUCAUUUAAUGGGUGUUAGGGCUAUAAGAAAUAUUUGGAGUAUAUAUGAAGGUAGCAGAGAAGAGAUUUUAGAGUCUGGAAUUAUACAUAGAAUAACAGGUCUCUUAAUAAUAGCAAUGGAAAAAUUACAAACAGGUGCAAAGUAUUUGGAGCUGGUAGAAACUUGUUUAAAAGCUAUGUGCGCUUUUCUGAUUACUCUUGAUCCUCGAGUCGGGGAACAAAUGCGAGGAGAGAAAGAUAUGCAAGGCUACAAAUGCGUUGUACAGUGCUGCGAUAUGAAUAAUAAAAUGGCCAUUAAGUGUUUGUACAACCUUUGCCAAAUAGCAGAAUGUCGUCCUAUUUUGGGAAACUCUGGUGCUAUUGAGAGUCUCAUUGCUCUUAUCAAAGAUCAUUCAGAAUUGUCUAAAGAAACAUUAGUUAGUUUAUGUCUGUUUUGUCGGGAAGCUGUGAAUCGUGCAAGAAUUAGAAUGGGAUCUGGUUUAGAAUUAAUGUUAUCUUUGUUGCAAACUGCUGAACACGAAAAAUAUCAUCCCAUGUUAUUGCACGGUUUGGCACAAUUUGUUUAUGACGAUCCAAGCAUUAUGAUAAUGCUUAGAAAUGGAUUGCUUGACGUUUUGGUAACCAGGCUGAAAAAUAUGGUAACCGAAGUCGCAAGUAACGAGCAGACUAAUUGUUCAAAAAAGAGAGGUAACGAGUCACCACCUAACAAACAAUCAGAGUUCAAAUACAACAAGACCAAUUUAGGACGAUUCAGUUCAGAUUAUUACCGUGACGAUUGGAGUCCAGGCAGUGCAACCAGUGUUUCUUCUUCACCCCCUAGCACACCCCCAUUACCAUUCUAUGAUUCUAUGGAAAAUGACGAAAACGCGGAAGACAAUUACAGUCCAGUUUGUAGUGAUACAGAAUUUAUGGACAACGAAGAUGAACCUCAAGAAGAGGUGGAAUCAUUAAAAAGUUGUAAAUCGGUGAUCAUAGACGUAGAAGAAUCCCACGCUUCUGAAAAAGAAAAUAAAUGCAACGUUUCCGAAUAUGCAAACGUUUGGACCUUAAGUCUGUUGAGCCGUCUGAGUCAUUCGAAUGAUCCAAUUGAACGACUGGCGGAUCCUACAACCAUCGAAGCUCUGUCAGCGUAUAUUAGACAUGCUAAAAAUCCAAAAGCGUCCAGAAUUUUGACUAGAAUCACAAGAAAUGGCGCGUAUUUAAUGCCGCUGUUAAAACAAGGCUUCGUUUUCGAAGCUCAGACGCUGUACGGUUCGGAACAGUACACAAGACAGUUGUGCGCACUGGCGGAAACCGGCGGGGCAAUAGGUGAACUUACGUCCAUACUACUUCGCGGGGAUGAAACUCACAAAUUAAUAAUUGCAGUAUCGAUACCAUUCCUGAUUAAAUCGCGCUACAUUCUCAAGUCUCUGUUGAACAGUUACGGUGGCCUGCCGUUAAUAUUCCGCGUGCUAUCCGACCAGCAGCACAGUCUCUACGAGAAUGCUAUUUGGUCGAUAUGUCGGCUAGCGAACACGCUGCAGAUUCAGCCGGAAAUUAUAGAGAAGUGUCAAAGCACUGACACAACAUCCACGGAUUUUCCUAGGGUUUAUGACAACCAUCCGAAACCGGCAACAGUCACAUUCGAGUUGGAUGACGGCACCACCGUCGACGCUUGCAGGCACACGCUUUGCCAAAAGUCUGACGCUUUCUCAGCUAUGCUUGAGGGAAACUUUUCGGAAUCGGGGAAGAAACGCGUGAAGCUACGAAACACAACGAAGGACGGUCUUAACACGUUAAUGCUGGCCGUGACCGGUUCCGUGUUCGAGACCAGAACCAUCGAGUCUUUAUUGGAUGCCGUGCUACUGGCUGACAAGUUCCUCAUGGCGGACGUAUCGGAUAUCCUCACGGAGAGCUCGAUUUCCAAGUUGAAUUAUAAAAACUACAGCAGAGCCUGGAGUUGGGCGAGAAAGAAUUCAUGCCACGAAUUGAAAUCUUGCUGCGUAAAAAGCUUUCUGACAGCCUCGAUGAGCAAAUCUGAAACGAUUCAAGCAUUUCAGGACUUUUCCAAUAGCGAUAAAUUUAAUGAAUUUCUAGACGAGGUCAGAGAGAUUAUUAACAGUGUUUUGUGCCAACGUUAA